AUGAAUGUUCUCUACUUUCACCCAGCCAACUGGCCAGAUUUGGGAGCAUUCAGUGCCCCCUCUCUGUCUUUGCGGGUUGAGGACCGUGGCAGAGAUGUCUGGACACCGCAUAUUGUAGUGGAGGUCAAGUUUCCCUGUGCCCCUGAGGUCCUGUGUCAGGUCGAUUCAGAAGGAUGCUGCUCCGUGUUGUUUAUACUGUCUGAUAUUAGCGCUGUCACGGUGACCCUGUUCAACAGACAGCGGCCGACGGAGAGGGAGACCCGCACCGGAUCCGUGAGCUAUGAGGACGAGGACAAGGAGUUCAGUGUAGAAUUUGGAGGCCUGGUUCCAGGUCAGGAGUAUUGUGUUGUGGCCACCUUCAGAUCCUCUGCCACCUCUCAGCCGGUCUGCCAACAGCUAAACACACUUCCUGUAGACCUGAGGCCCAUAUUGCUGGGUACUGCAUUGAGCGUUUGUUUCUUCAUACCCCUUGUGGUUGCAUACCUGAAGAGACGAAAAACACACACAUCAGAGUACCGCCUCCCACGAUCACUGGCAGGUCUCCUUGAGCCCGCGUCCGGCCUUCCCGUCCCUGUUGUGGCUGCUGGCGUGCUGUCUGCCAAGGACAGCCCCUCCAUCAUCUCCCUCUGCAGCUGUGACUUCCAGCCCACCGCCACCCAGCUCCCAGCACCCAGCCCAGGCCAGCACCAGUACUACUCCAGCGCCUUCCCCAAGCACCCUCCCUGGGACGCACGUGGCUCUGGAAGUGGGGGGUCUGUGCCUGAAGGCCUGGAGGUCCCUCAGACCCCCCUGUUUCGAAAGGGCAGCUGGGACUCCGAGGUGCAGACAGACAGGGGACCCCAACAUGGGGAAGGGUUCACGUCUCUCCUAGAUGGUGUAGGGAUCCCGCUUAGCUCUCUGAGACUGGGGAUGGGUGAGGAGGGGGACUGGGUUUACCUCCACGAAGGAUUAAUGGUACAGUCCGGAUGUGAGAUUUCCACUAGGAAGGACGAAGUUGAUAUGUACCAUGGAGAAAUGGAGGGGGUGGGGGACAUUUCCUAGGUGAACCUAAUCUACUCUAGAUGUGAUCGAAGCUGAUGUGUAGGGACUAGCUGGAUGAAUGUCUCCCUUUGUUGUAAUUAUUCAACAGCAAAAUGCUCCUCAGUGGAAAAAUACAAAUGUGCAAAUCACAAGCAGAAAUUUUCUGGGAAAUGACGCGGAUCCCAACUACAAGCUAAAUUAAAUAAUGGGGAGUACGGGCAACUUGAAGACAUUAAUCAACAAGUCGGAAGCCACCCCUGCAGAAGAAAGUGUUAAUGCUUGAUUUGCUUUCAGCUGGAGAUGAACAACACCUAUCGUGAGGAGCAGAAGCGUUCACUGGGGUGGAAAUCCAAACCACAGAGCUAGCUGUGGCCGGGCUCGCUGAUGUGAGUGUGUGAGGGGAGAAAAUGUUUGUGUGAGCAUGUGCUCAACUUGCAGUUUUUUUUUGUGUGUGGGAGAAAAAGUCAUGGUUGGCAUUGUAUAGUGAUGAGCUGACCUUUAAAAAGUGCCAUAUUGGUCACUAUUGAUUCAUAUCCACUAAUGACUAGCCAUUUAAAAAACAAAAGGUGGAAAAACCUUAAAUGUCAGGUUCUUGUUGACAGCUUUCAUAGCAACGGAAUAGGGUUACACACGGCUCAAAAAACUUAACCACAUGCCCAAACAGAACAGAAGUGAGAGAGCCAGGGUGUCAUUGCACUCUAGCCACAAUGCACAGGCCAUGAAACCAUGGUGACAAGUCCUCUUCAAAUGAAUUCUAUACAGCGUGUGGCUAACCACC
Alosa alosa (allis shad) is the source of this 1798-nucleotide messenger RNA. RefSeq lists its product as uncharacterized. The transcript is spliced from 4 exons. Lineage: Eukaryota; Metazoa; Chordata; Actinopteri; Clupeiformes; Clupeidae. The coding region runs from base 1 to 1041 and encodes 346 amino acids. The record is from RefSeq and is a predicted model, not a curated record.